AUGAGUCUCUUGAUCGAGAAACACGUCAAAAACUUCCGAUUGUGUCUCCAUUCGCUUCCUGCUAGGGCUCAAGGCGAAGAUGCAAACAAGCUUGCCAUUGUAUACUUUGUUCUCCACGGCCUAGGCUUGCUAGACCAGAUCCAUGUCUCGCCAGAUUCCAAACUACACAUUGACUAUAUUUACUCUCAUUUGAUCAACACAAAAGAUACGAACAUUCAGGCGUUCAGGUCAAGUCAGACAUUCAAACUUCAAGAUGAGCAUAACGAUUACGAUCUCCCCAACCUUUCUGCGACGCUCUUUGCAUUGGCAUCUCUUUUGAUCUUGAAAGACGACUAUUCGCAGCGACUCGACCGUCACAAGAUCAUGGCGUUCGUGGCGCGGUGCCAGGUGAAAUCAGGUCCAUUAAAAGGCUCGUUUGUUCCUGUUUUGGACGUGAACGGAGAGCCAUGGGGCGAGUCUGACUUGCGGCUAUGUUAUAUAGCCGCUUCCAUACGCAAAAUGGUUGGAUACGACAGGUUAACUGAGAGUGAAAGGGUUUCGGACAUUGAUGUGGAUACCAUGACGCAGUUCAUUCUCGAUAAGUUCAAUUUCAACGGUGGAAUUGCCUCUACUUCAUUCACAGAAUCUCAUAGUGGCCUCACCUUCUGCGGGUUGGCUGCGUUGAAACUAACAGGCUUUGAUUUGGACACCAAAAAUGACUUUGUGGCGCUCACACAGAACUGGUUGGUCCACCGACAAGUUGACUACCCGGUUGAACUAUACGGGGAAGAGCCAGAUUACGAAUAUUAUGAGGAAAGGGACAUCGGAGGGUUCAACGGACGAGAAAAUAAGUUUGCGGAUACCUGUUACUCGUGGUGGGUGAUGUCGCUGUUAGAAAUGUUAGGAGAAGGAGGAUUGAAGCUCAUCGACGGAGAAAGGGCCCUCACUUACCUCCUUGAAGGUACACAACAUAAAUUGAUGGGAGGUUUCGGCAAAGAUACGGAAAGCAUGCCCGAUCCAUUCCAUUCGUUUCUUGGGCUUGCUAGUGUUUCGCUUUUGAAAGCUUCUGGAUUGGAGUUUGAUGGAAUGGAGACCUUGCAAGAAAUCGACACGGAGUUGGUAAUUACGAAGAAGCUGCGAGAGUUUAUGGAUGCUAUGUGGCAGUAG
Messenger RNA from Sungouiella intermedia, 1146 nucleotides. NCBI's taxonomy places the organism in Eukaryota, Fungi, Ascomycota, Pichiomycetes, Serinales, Metschnikowiaceae. The record is from the annotation of a GenBank genome assembly.